Messenger RNA from Micromonas commoda, 918 nucleotides. RefSeq lists its product with no specific name. Gene Ontology annotation, molecular function: ATP binding; protein serine/threonine kinase activity. Gene Ontology annotation, cellular component: cytoplasm. The annotation marks the transcript as partial. Gene Ontology annotation, biological process: protein phosphorylation. NCBI's taxonomy places the organism in Eukaryota, Viridiplantae, Chlorophyta, Mamiellophyceae, Mamiellales, Mamiellaceae. The record is from RefSeq and is a predicted model, not a curated record. The transcript has a single exon.
AUGCGCAAGGCGCUCAAGGACGUUGGGCUCUCCAGCGGCGCAAAGCAGGGUUCCGCCACCGCGGGCGGCAGACCCAGCGACCUGAGCAGGGCAACCCUCUCGGUCGCCGGGCGUCACUGGCUCGUGGAGGAGAUGUUCGCCGAGGGAGGCAUGGCGAGGGUGUACAAGGCGAGGGAGCUCAGCACGAGUACGCGGGUGGCGAUGAAGCAAAUGCUGGUUCCUGCGGACAGACAGGACGCUCAGAGCGAGGCCGAGCGCGAGGCUGACCUCCACGCUCGCCUCUCGGACCAUCCAAACGUCGUCACCCUGUUCUCCAGGGAUGUCUCGAGGGCCGAAGCGCACCGAUCGGACGGGGGCUUCGUGCAGACCCUGCUCGUGAUGGAGCUGUGCGAGCGGUCGCUGGCGCAGCACAUCAACGCACACGUCGAAGCGAAGACGCGAAUGACGGAAGAGGAGGUGCUCAAGGCCUUCGCCGCGUGUUCGAGCGCGGUGGGUUACAUGCACUCGCAAACGCCGCCGCUCAUUCACCGCGACGUGAAACCCGAGAAUCUGCUGCUCGCGCCGGAUGGGAUCUGGAAGCUCUGCGACUUUGGCAGCGUCGCGGUGGGCGAAUUGGUGAUGAACACACCGAUGGAAAGGGCGAGGGCGGAGACGGAUGUCGGAAAGAACACCACGCCGACGUAUAGGGCGCCCGAGAUGUGGGACGUGUUCCGGUGGGGCGCGAUUGGUAAGCCCGCGGAUGUCUGGGCCUUGGGGUGCCUCCUGUACCAGCUCUGUUUUCAGAGGCUGCCGUUCGGAGCCGAGGCGAAGAUGCCGGCACUGAACGGGUCGUACUCGCUGCCGAGCGGGCACGGGAGGAGCGCGGGGGUGGUUCGGCUCAUCUCAGAACUGCUGAGGGUUGAACCGAACGAAAGGCCG